AUGAAAAACAAUAUUUCGUUUCCACUUCACUGGCUGAAUCUCUCCUUCAGCACAGCCUCGUUGGCUUCAAAAGUUUCCUUCGCGCUUGCCUCAACCAGUGCGACGAUCAUAGGCACUCCCGACAAGUUCACUGGAAUGAUUCCCGGCGCCGAAUUUAAAACCGCUGCUAUUGAGCUUGUCGCCGCCAAUCCAACAUGGACCAUAGAUGAGUUAGAGCAGGCGGAAGGCAUUCUAUUCGAUGCGCCUGAAGAGUAUUUGAGCGAUUACGCACAGGGAGGAUUUCACCCUGUUCAACUUGGAGAUCGACUGGAAUAUGGCAGGUAUAUCGUUUUCCACAAGCUUGGGCAUGGUGGAUUCUCGACCGUCUGGCUCGGCCACGAUGGGAAGUUGGGUCGCAACGUUGCCAUCAAGAUAUUGAAGGCUGAUGUAGCUGGAUGGACCAACGAUGGAUACAAUUUUGGCCCCUCAGUGUUUGGCACACCUAUCACAUUCAAAAUGACACCUUCCGCCACGAUGGUCCAAAUGGCUCUCACUUGUGCUUCGUCAGCACCCCAGUCCGCACAAUGGUCGCUCAAAGUCAAGCUGAGUGCCAACGCAGUCGAUUAUUUCCACUUGAGACAGCGCGGGCCAUCGUGGCACAAGUCAUUCAAGGACUAG
Molecule: messenger RNA, 657 nt
Organism: Colletotrichum gloeosporioides
Lineage: Eukaryota; Fungi; Ascomycota; Sordariomycetes; Glomerellales; Glomerellaceae
Exons: 1
Coding region: 1-657 (218 amino acids)
Biological process (GO): spliceosomal complex assembly; regulation of mRNA processing
Molecular function (GO): ATP binding
Source: RefSeq, a predicted model, not a curated record